AUGGCUUUUACGCGCUCCGUAUUGUUCGCGGCCUUGAUCGGCCUCACGGCUGGUCAGUAUGAAGGAUGGGAGCCCGGACAACUGAGUGCAAGCAUGUGCUACUGGGAAGCACCUAGAGCUGCCGUUAUUCGCGACACGCUCUGGAUUGAUGGCGGAGACUUGGCCUGGACGCAGCAGCUGCCAAAUGAAAAUCAGGUUUCUUCAUUGAACAACCCGUUCGGGCUUAUGCUUUCGUUCAACUUCAGCAACCCAUUCGAUCUAGACACUAACCUCACUAAACUGAUUCAAACUACAUCAAAGGCGCCCGGUGGAUCCGGCCCCGUCGGUAGUUACUCCCCUAACAGGAUUGAUGGGGCUCUUCUCCAUAACGAUGCAGAGUUCUACCUGUAUGGGGGUAAUCUUCAGAGAAGGACAGAUGCUUCAGAGGCGCCAGACGAUUCCAAGGUUGUUCUAUGGCGUCUCUACGACUAUGGCCCAGAGAAGCCGCUGUUCAGGAACGGCAGCGACCAGCAGACCUUUCCCGACGGCGUCUCGCCGUUGGUGACCUACGGAGCAGGAGUCAGCGCUCCAUCCGAAAACAAGGCGUGGUACAUCGGCGGCAUGCGUUCACCUGUCUGGGGUGAAAUCUACCGGACCACCAGCAACAAGUCCAACGUCGCCAACACGACGUCAAGCUCUCUCAUCACCCUCGAUAUGUCAACACAGCUAUCCGAGACGUUCUCCAAUAAAACUUUGGAAGAUUUCAAGCCAAGGGCAAAUCCAUCAGCAGUUUGGGUUCCCGUUGGAAAGCAAGGUAUUCUGGUCGUUGCGGAAGAAAGUCCCGAAUUCACACAAAAGAUUGAUAUUUACGACAUUGCUACGGACAAGUGGUAUCAACAAGAGACUACAGGCGGACCUGGCGCUGUCACCCGAGGAUGCGCCGUACUUGCCACGGCAGCCGAUCGCUCCAGCUUCAACUUGUACUACUAUGGCGGCUACCCUGGCAUUAGCCUCAGUGAGGGCUUCAGCGACGCCGUGUGGGUUCUGUCCAUGCCGUCGUUUCAGUGGAUCAAGCUUGAUGAUGGCAACGAGCUCCACGCCCGCGCCGGCCACCAAUGCGUGAUGCCCUACCCGGAUCAGAUGUUGGUCAUCGGGGGAUACCCACAAACAUCAGGUGCUGGUAACAGACCCUGCCUCCAAAACUUCUUCCAUGUCUUCAACGUCUCGAGUGGAAAGUGGCAGGAUAGUUACAGUCCCAGCAAGUGGUCCAACUACACUGUUCCUACAGACGUUCAGAGCAAGAUCGGCGGUAAUGCGCAGGGCUCGGCAACAGCCACGACCCCGGUACCGUCAGGCUGGGCUGAUCCGAGUCUCUCAGCUGUCUUCGCCGCCGAGUACACCACAAAGAUCAACACAUGGUAUCCCUACACCGAGGCGAAAGAAACUGACCGUCCGAUCGUUGACGACCCAGGCAAUGGUAACAACAGCGGCGGUGGUGGCGGCACUCCGAAAUGGGUCGCACCCGUUCUAGGAGUUGUCUUAGGUCUAGUCUUUAUCACUGGCAUCUUGGUCGGCUUCUGCCUUUGGCGUCGUCGCAAGGUCCUCAGGCAGGGCAAUGGGACUGCGACCGCCACCGACGACAACGGAUCACGCAUCAUCUCCUGGAUUAGAGGCCAGCCCAGUGAGCCGGCCAAGGCUCCGACUGUUACGACCGAAGAGACCCCGUCUACUCUGGAUAUGGCAGAGGUCCGCACACCGCCUCCUGCCCCUGCAGCUUCUCCGGCGCCGGUUGUGGCCCACGAGAUGGCCGAUGACCACAUUGCUGAACUUCCUGAUACCUCCCCACGCGCAGAGCUUCAUGGCGUAGGCCUCACCCCAGUCGAAAUCAUCAACAAACACACCCACUUCGGCACGGGCAACGGCUCCAACCCCGGCACAACACACCAGUCAUCCUACUACGCCUCCGUAUCCAGCAACGAGAACGCGUCCUCCCUCUCGCGGUCUUCAGGAGUUCUGGGUUUCCAGACCAGGGCCCAGUCUCCCGAACCUGGUCCGCCUUCCCCGCCUGUCUCCCACUCCACCCCAGCCGGUCGCCACGACUCCGAUGUCUCGGGUCUCAGCGACAACGAGACCCGGCACCUGAGGCACAUCAGCCAGGCGACGGUCAGCUCGGCAUCAUCUGGCGGCGAGCAAGAGGUUUCCGGCGCGCAGCAGGGUGCUCGUGGAGUCCCCGCGACGGUACCGGAGACGCCUACACCUGGUAUUCCUGAGACACCGACACCGGGACACCCGAGCCCUCUUAGUCCGCCAACAGGGGCUUCCGAUGGCGAGGAUUACAUCUCGGCGAGGAUGUUGCCGGUCAGUCCCGCUGGAACGGGCACGCUAAGGAGGAGUAUGUUCCAUGAGAGUGAGGAUGAUCUUGGGUCUAAGAAGUAA
Molecule: messenger RNA, 2415 nt
Organism: Colletotrichum gloeosporioides
Lineage: Eukaryota; Fungi; Ascomycota; Sordariomycetes; Glomerellales; Glomerellaceae
Product: Kelch repeat-containing protein
Exons: 5
Coding region: 1-2415 (804 amino acids)
Molecular function (GO): protein binding
Source: RefSeq, a predicted model, not a curated record